GGCGCAUGGAAUUUUGAAACAACCAUUUUGAAAGGCCGCAUAUUGCCAGUAUGGUGUGUGAAGUGAGCCCUACUCUGCAGAAAACUGCCUGAAGAAGGGCGUUGUGUCCGAAACGUUGCGCCAAAUACUUACUGAGGAAUGAUAAUUAAAAGCUUUUAACUACACGCAAGUUCCAUUGAUUGUUGCUUCCAUGAAAUGAUGCCCAACAUGUCCAGCUGCUUAACCUGUGGGCUGUGAUGAUAACAUAUUAACUUGUAGAGCCGGGUGGAGAAUGCCCAAAUGAAGCCCCACCUGCUCUCCAGAUGGGAACACAUAACCUACCUGACUGUUGAGCAGUUGACUCAGUAAGCUGCAAAACAGUUACCUGGCAGAAUAUGGCAGCUGUCUGACCAAACUCAACUAUGAGCUUCUCACGGCUGCUGUGUCGCCAUAAGACGGCGCUGGGUUUAGCCGUUCUGUCCUUUUUUGCCAUAAUACUGCUGUACCUAGCCAAAUGUACCUCGGAGACCCUGAAAACACCCCAGGGUCUACCUCAACAGCAGAGGCCUUUCAACCGCCAUGUACCCCAGCUCCAGUUGCCAGAGAAAAGCAUCUCAACAUUUCUGGCUGUCCUAAUUGCCAGCGGGCCCAAAUACUCUGAGCGCCGCAGCAUCAUUCGCAGCACCUGGCUGUCCAUGGCCUCCUCCCAUAGCGGAACGCUGUGGUGCCGCUUUGUCAUAGGCACUGCGGGGCUAGGUGAAGAAGAAGCAGCUUUGGUGGAGAUGGAACAGCGGAGGCAUGGUGACCUAUUGCUCCUUCCUGACCUCCGGGAUUCGUAUGAAAACCUGACAGUCAAGCUGCUGCUCAUGUAUGUAUGGCUGGACCACCAUGUUGAUUACAAGUUCGUGCUGAAGGCCGAUGAUGAUACAUUUGCCCGGCUGGGCGUUCUGUUGGAAGAGCUCAAGGCUCAGGAGCCCCAUCGUUAUUACUGGGGCUUCUUCUCAGGCCGAGGCCGGGUGAAAUCAGCGGGGAAGUGGAAGGAGAGCUCCUGGGUGCUAUGUGACUAUUACCUGCCCUAUGCCCUUGGGGGAGGCUACGUAAUGUCAUGGGAUCUGGUGCAUUACUUGAGCCUCACCAAAGACUACCUUGCACACUGGCAGAGUGAGGAUGUGUCUCUGGGGGCCUGGCUGGCACCACUGGAUAUCAGGAGGGUCCAUGACCCUAGGUUUGAUACCGAAUAUAAGUCCAGAGGCUGUAACAAUAAGUAUAUAGUCACUCACAAGCAGAGUAUUGAGGACAUGCUGGAGAAGCACCAGACAUUGGCCAAAGAUGGAAAGCUGUGCAAAGAGGAAAUCAAACUGAGGUUAUCCUAUAUCUAUGACUGGGGAGUGCCCCCAUCCCAGUGCUGUCAGAGGAAAGAUGGCAUUCCAUGAAUGACCCAGCUGCUGAUGUGUGGAGGGAGGGGUAUGAUGGAUACCCAUCUCUUAGCUGAGGGAUCCCAACCAUUGUUAUAUUAGGACUUGUCUGAAUAAUGUAUAAUGUCAUUGUAUAGAGAGGAAUUCCCUUGUACCAAGAUAGGCAGAGAUGAGUGACAUGGUGUGUUUGCUGCUAUUUUCACAUGUUACCAAUCUAGUUUCGAGCUGAUUAUUUGUCUCUCCUGACUUUUUUUUUUUUUUAUAUAGACGUGCAUGCUCGGAGUAGCCAAGCAUGCAUAUUUUGUUCAAUGGGGAAUAAACUUCUCAGACAUUCCAGUUGGUUUCUGCUCAAACAAGGACCAGGGAAGCUGGCAAAAUGCAUGUUGGCACAUCGGAAAGCUCCCUUCUCUGUUUACCUAGACUGCCUAAAUCCCCGAGCUAGCCUCUAAAAGAUAGCAGUCUAAUUUCUUCUCCGGUAGAGGUAGUUCAUCAGCAUAAUGCUACCGAAACAAUGGCGGCAGACUGAAAAGAUGUAGCCCUGUCUGCACAGCUGGUUCUAGUGAGUACUGAGGGUAAUGGGCACGCUGAUAUGCUUCUGUGAUCCGUAAGCACUGAUAGGUUAAAUGAAUGGGUUAACUGGUACGAAAAGUCAAGUUGAUGCUUUAGGGCAGGGAUCAGCAACUUUCAGCACUCCAGCUGUUGUGACACUACAAUUCCCAGCAUGCCACCGUGGAAGGAGGAUUCUGGGAGUUGUAGUUUCCAAACAGCUGGAGGUUGCUGAUACCCUGCUUUGGGGAAUAAUAGCAUCCACGUUUGUUCUGUCUGUAAAGUUUCCAGGAGCAUACAACCUUUUGGUACUGCCAUUUCCAGCAUGCACACUUGCUUGGCUGUUCUCAAGACUCCUAUAAAAGCGAGCGGUGCAUUCUGGGAGUUUUAGUUUUGCAACAGCUGUAGGCCCGAGGAUUGCAGGCUCAAGGUUCUCACUGGGACUAAAACGAGAUUUUUGAUGUAACUGUUUUUAUCUUUUCUUUUCUUAAAGGGGUCGUCUCACUUCAGUAAGUGGCAUUUAUCAUGUAGAGAAAGUUAAUACAAGCCACUUAGUAAUGUAUUAUGAUUGUCCAUAUUGCUUCCUUUGCUGGCUGGAUUCA
Bufo bufo (common toad) is the source of this 2542-nucleotide messenger RNA. RefSeq names its product beta-1,3-galactosyltransferase 6 (gene B3GALT6). The transcript has 3 exons. Bases 402 to 1412 code for a protein of 336 amino acids. NCBI's taxonomy places the organism in Eukaryota, Metazoa, Chordata, Amphibia, Anura, Bufonidae. Gene Ontology annotation, molecular function: UDP-galactosyltransferase activity. The record is from RefSeq and is a predicted model, not a curated record. Gene Ontology annotation, biological process: glycosaminoglycan biosynthetic process. Gene Ontology annotation, cellular component: membrane.